This is a messenger RNA of Eremomyces bilateralis CBS 781.70, 1107 nucleotides long. Its product is annotated as L-rhamnose 1-dehydrogenase. The record is from RefSeq and is a predicted model, not a curated record. Lineage: Eukaryota; Fungi; Ascomycota; Dothideomycetes; Eremomycetales; Eremomycetaceae. Gene Ontology annotation, molecular function: oxidoreductase activity, acting on the CH-OH group of donors, NAD or NADP as acceptor. The transcript has 3 exons. Bases 1 to 774 code for a protein of 257 amino acids.
AUGCCCAACCUCCUCAAAGACAAAGUCGCGGUCAUCACUGGCGGGACAAGCGGCAUCGGAAGAGCUAUCGCGUUGGAAUAUCUCAAAGAAGGUGCCAGUGUGGUGAUCAAUCAUCUUGGCGAUGACCUCUCAACCCGGAAUUUGGAGGGUAUGAAAAGCGAGGCAUCGUUUGGUUCCACUUUGUUGGGAAUCGCCGGGGAUAUCUCGCAGCAAGAGACGGCCGUCGAGCUGAUCCGGUUUGCGCUGGAACAGCUCGGCCGAAUAGACAUCUUCGUUAGCAACGCAGGAGUCUGUCAAUUUGCCGAGUUCCUUUCGCUCGAGAAGGACCUCUUCGACUCCACCAUCUCCAUCAACCUCUCCGGCGCCUUCUAUGCGACUCAAGCUGCUGCACGCCAAAUGGUAGCGCAAGGAACUGGCGGCUCGAUCAUUGCAAUAUCGUCCAUAUCAGCAUUGGUCGGGGGUGAGUAUCAAUCCCAUUAUACCCCCACGAAGGCAGGCGUCCUGUCACUUAUGCAGUCUUGUGCUUGUGCCCUCGGCAAGUACAACAUCCGGUGUAACGCGUUGCUGCCGGGGACGAUCAGAACACAGUUGAACGAGGAGGAUCUGAAAGACCAGGAGAAACGGAAGUAUAUGGAGGGUCGCAUUCCGCUGGGCAGAACUGGGGUCCCAGAGGACCUCGCUGGACCAGCGGUGUUCUUAGCGAGCGACAUGAGUAGAUAUGUGAAUGGAGCACAACUUCUUGUAGAUGGAGGACUAUUUGUCAACCUUCAAUAAGUGUAAGACUGUCACGGAUUAGUCUUUUCAAGCCAAGAAUCAUUUUUCAGGCGAUAUGCUUCAGUAGCUGUGCCGAUCCAUAUUUUUUCCCUUUCGUUCUCGGAGGCAGUGUAUCGCUCGACAAUCAGUUCCACCACAUUCCUCCGGUGCCGCCAGGACUGUUCCAAUCCUGGUCCUCGGACGGUGCAGACAGGCCAGUCACUGCCGAACAUAAUCCUUCGCGGUCUGAAGGAGUCAAAUAUGACAUCUAACCACGGCUUCAUAUGGGACAUAAUCUGGGCCGGCUGUAUAUUCUGGGCGUCUUGUGGUCGCAUGUCAGAAAAGGCGCCCGAU